Talaromyces proteolyticus is the source of this 1332-nucleotide messenger RNA. Its product is annotated as ubiquitin-conjugating enzyme/RWD-like protein. The coding region runs from base 1 to 1332 and encodes 443 amino acids. The record is from RefSeq and is a predicted model, not a curated record. Lineage: Eukaryota; Fungi; Ascomycota; Eurotiomycetes; Eurotiales; Trichocomaceae. The transcript has 3 exons.
AUGGUUUCUAAAUUGCGUCGGCUUAUCGCCGACCAUGCAGACCUGCACAACUCCGACCUUCCACCAAAUUAUCUCUUUCCGGAAGCAGACAGCCAAACAUCAGACGACCUCAGUCAACUUACAGUCCUUCUCGCGGGUCCCCACGGCACACCGUACUCGGCCGGACUGUGGCGACUUCACCUCAAGAUCCCCGAUGAUUACCCCGCCAGCCCACCAAAGGCCGCUUUCAAGACACGCAUCUGGCACCCGAAUGUGGAGGAGUCCACUGGAGCUGUAUGCGUUGAUACGCUUAAACGGGAUUGGGAAUCGAAAUUGACGUUGAGAGAUAUCCUUGUGACCAUAUCAUGCCUUCUCAUUCAUCCAAACCCGGACUCGGCAUUAAACUCGACUGCUGGAUCAUUGCUUCAGGAUGAUUAUAACGAAUUUGCGCGUCAGGCAAAGCUCAUGACGUCGAUACACGCACUAGUACCUGGAAACAUGACACGGUCUGUUUUGGAAGCCAAGCGACGAGGUGAAGACCCUGAGAUGCUCUCCAGACUUGAGAACGAGCAGCAACAAGCGGCACACCUGGUCCAAGAAACAAAGAAAACAAAUUUAGUUAUGAAAAAAGCAGCCCCAGCAACGUCGGUGGAGACGCUCGCUCAAAACCCCGAUGACAAUAUGCUAUCUGAUAGUGAGGAUUACAUGGAUGAUUAUAAAGAGAACGACCCUUCAUUAUCCCCCGAACCCGUAACGAAUAUACCAUCCUCUCGAAGGAGCACGCAGGAAAAAAGACCGCUAUCGGUUAUUCCCACCGCACCGCUCCAGGAUGCUGACGUGGUCAUGUACGACAGUGCUUCCGAUGACGAGAAUGUAUCCGACGGCAUGACUGCAUCAGAGAGAAAUAUUGCGGCCAACACAAGCAACACAACAUCACCUUCCUCAUCUCUCCAAAAUUCCAUGUCGCCACCAGCGCGACAAGCGCCACAGAAAUCCCUUGCCUGGGAUACAUCCAACUCGAGCUCAUCAUACGCAAUCUAUGAAGACGAACAAGGCGAACCUGCAGCGAAUCUGAACCGCCGCGUCAGCUACGGUAAAGAGAACCUCGUAGAUGGCUUUUUCUCGACAAAGGGAUCAUCAUCAUCCCCAUUCACUUCUCUGCCCGCCGCAUCACUAGUCAUGAAAUCGCCUCAUCCGAAAAACCCAUUCACGAAUUCACCUCACACCCACCCUGUUGCUGCCACUGGGCCCUUUGAACCGCGAAAAGUCACGAAACCAGCUCCCGGCAGUGGUGUUCGGAGAGGUUUAGCAGCAAUGAAGGGCAAACCUAGGAUUGGACUCCGACGCUUGUGA